UACUCUCAGAUUUAAGAGGGGGAGGUUUGGAGCCACCCGGACUGUCGUUGUGGAACAGCAUUUCUCCGCCAGGAAUGGUCAAAAUACUUUUCAAGAUUGCGUUAAGUAUCGCUUUUUAAAGUCAAAAAAGAACAACACUGAGCGAUAUUACUUUUUUGGGUCUUUUCUUAGAUUGAGUUGAGAAACUUUUCUAUACAAUCUCCAGAAGUGAAGACACUAGAUUUCAUUGCGUGCGAGACGUGUUGGGAUAAAGGGAUUACCAAAAACCAGCGCACAGGCUCCACUCGCGUAGUUUUCUCGGACCUGAUUAGCUAGGUAAGAUAAAAGAAAGUGAUCGCAACGGAAGUUGAAUCCACUUAAAAAAUUAUAUGAACUGACAAACAAAACUUUAUUCGGAACGUUUUUCCGUGUUCUAUUUUUGUGGCUCUCUGAGUGGGGCGACAUUCUUUUUUUUUUUCUUUCUUUCUAUCGCACAAGUUUGGCAGAAAUAUGCGCAAACCUGUUAGCUAGACGUUGAUAUCUCGGCGCGCGAGAGCUUCGUUAACGGGCCACGCAUUAAAGUCUGGAUAUACAGUUUUUCUGGAAGUUUUCCUGCAUCAAAUCUCAGCUCAGGACUCUUCCUUAUCUGACCAACACUGGCUGUUUCACUGCUCCCCGCCAGUAAGCGGUGCACUGUGAAUGACGCACAGCUGAUGUCCCACCGAUCUGAAUGGAGUUCCAGUUGUGUAAAAGCCAGUAGUUUUAGCUCCGUCAGCAGGAUGCUGAUGAGGUCGAGUAUACUUCUGUUUCUGACUUUCUUCACCCAAGUUUUAAGGACGCAGUGCCGACCUGCUAACGCUGAUGAAGUGUCUGUGGAAACGCAAGCAGAGUUGUUCACCCGCUAUCUUGGGGAACGUCUGGAGCUGAGUUGCUCUGCCAAGGACUCCCUCCAUGCUGUUAACUGGACCAAAGACCAUUUUGCUGUUGUGGAUGGAGAACACACUCGCAUCCGCAACGGCCAGUUGGAGAUAGAAAAUGUGGAACUGACUGACUCCGGCUUUUACACAUGCACAACCUUUGGCAACCACAGUGUUUACUUCAAUGUCACAGUUGAUAUCUUGGCUUCAUCUGAGGAUGAUGAUGACGAAGAGGAGUCUUCAUCAGAGGAAAACAAACUGUUGGGUAGUCAAAAACUGAUAACAAAUGCCCCACAAUGGGUUCAUCCACAAAAAAUGGAGAAAAAGCUUCAUGCUGUACCAGCUAGUAAAACUGUGAAGUUUCAAUGCCAGGCCAGUGGAAACCCAACUCCCACUCUGAAAUGGUACAGGAAUGGGAAGGAGUUCAAGAGAGACCAUCGCAUUGGAGGCUUCAAGCUUCGUAAGCACAUGUGGACCAUCAUCAUGGAAUCUGCUGUGCCCUCUGACAAGGGAAACUAUACCUGUGUGGUGGAAAACCAAUAUGGCAGCAUUAACCACACCUACCAGCUGGAUGUAGUCGAGCGCUCUCCCCACCGGCCAAUCCUGCAGGCUGGCUUGCCGGCCAAUCGUACCGUAGUGGUAGGAAGUGAUGUGGAGUUUGAGUGCAAGGUCUUCAGCGACCCCCAGCCUCAUAUUCAGUGGCUAAAACAUAUCGAGAUCAAUGGGAGCAGUGUUGGACCUGAUGGUAAACAGUACGUCCGUGUCCUCAAGCAUUCGGGGGUUAAUAGCUCGGAUGCUCAGGUGCUUACCCUCUACAAUGUGACUGAGGAGGAGAGUGGAGAAUAUACAUGUAAAGUGUCCAAUUAUAUAGGGGAAGCCAAUCAGUCAGCCUGGCUGACUGUCAUCAGAUAUGAGCCCUCAGCCAUCACACACUACCCUCCAGCCAGCCACACCUACUUGGAGGUGGUCAUCUACUGUGUGGGCUUCUUUUUUAUCGCUGUCAUGGUUGCCAUCGUAAUGAUCUUCAAGAUUCGCACCUCUUCGAAGAAGAGCGACUUCAACAGCCAGCUGGCCGUCCACAAGCUGGCUAAAAGCAUCCCUCUGCGCAGACAGGUAACAGUGUCCGUGGACUCAAGCUCCUCUAUCCAUUCUGGAGUGAUGCUAGUUCGACCCUCCCGCCUCUCCUCCAGUGGCUCUCCAAUGCUGUCAGGAGUGUCUGAGUAUGAACUGCCCCAAGAUCCCCGCUGGGAGCUCCCCAGGGACAAACUCGUUCUUGGAAAACCACUGGGUGAAGGCUGCUUCGGUCAGGUGGUGAUGGCAGAGGCGUUGGGUCUGGAUAAAGAGAAGCCCAACCGUGUGACCAAGGUUGCAGUAAAAAUGUUGAAGUCUGAUGCAACGGAGAAAGAUCUGUCAGACCUAAUUUCAGAGAUGGAGAUGAUGAAGAUUAUCGGAAAGCACAAAAACAUCAUUAAUCUGCUGGGAGCCUGUACACAGGAUGGACCUUUAUAUGUGAUAGUUGAAUAUGCAUCCAAGGGCAACUUGAGGGAAUACUUGCGAGCUCGGCGCCCACCAGGCAUGGAGUAUUGCUACAACCCAGACCAGGUUCCUUUGGAGAACAUGUCCAUCAAAGACCUGGUGUCAUGUGCUUACCAAGUGGCUCGAGGCAUGGAGUAUUUGGCCUCAAAAAAGUGCAUCCACAGAGAUCUUGCCGCUCGCAAUGUUUUGGUCACGGAGGACAAUGUGAUGAAAAUAGCUGACUUCGGCCUGGCCAGAGAUAUUCACCACAUUGACUACUAUAAGAAGACCACUAAUGGUCGUUUACCAGUCAAAUGGAUGGCUCCUGAGGCUCUGUUUGACCGGAUAUACACUCACCAAAGCGAUGUCUGGUCCUUUGGGGUGCUGCUUUGGGAGAUUUUCACCCUGGGAGGCUCUCCAUACCCAGGGGUCCCGGUGGAGGAGUUGUUCAAGCUGCUGAAAGAAGGCCAUCGAAUGGACAAGCCCUCAACGUGCACUCAUGAGCUGUAUAUGAUGAUGAGGGAUUGCUGGCAUGCUGUGCCUUCUCAGAGACCAACAUUCAAACAGCUGGUGGAGGACCUAGAUCGUUGUCUGGCGAUGACGUCUAACCAGGAAUAUUUGGAGCUCUCUGUGCCUCUGGACCAAUAUUCUCCCAAUUACCCGGACACUCGGAGCUCCACCUGCUCCUCCGGCGAGGACUCUGUUUUUUCCCAUGAUGCUGGAGCAGAAGAGCCCUGUCUGCCAAAGUUCCCUCCUCACUCCAAUGGGGCAGCCAUUAAGAAACGCUGAUACCUCUUCUUCAUUCAGACGAACAUUGACAUUUCCUCUGCUCCCUUCCUCAUGAGUUUGGAGUCCUCCCCACGUUCCCAGAAAUGAAGCUAAAAAAAAAAGAGGUGCUCUGUGCAAGAGGAGCUUGGAGACACUGUUGAACUCGAUGGAUCACAUGGACUGCAGGCCGCAGCUGUUUCCUGGUUCUCGGUGGUGGUCAUGUUUACGGGGCACUUUGUAUUAACAGCAGGGGCUGUUUGUCUCAGUGUCAGAUUCACUAUUUACACUUUGGGCAUUUCAGUGUUGCAUCAAGAGAAUUGAAAGGACUGACCAAGAUUACUUUAGUUUUUAUUUUUUUAUGUUUUGUUUUGUCUGUUCCUCAGUGGUCAUUUCAUGAAUAGGGGACAACAUAAUUGAGCUUUUCGGACCAAAUCCAGAGAACAUACAACCAAGAGACGUGCAGCACCGUGGUCCACUGCAUUGUUCACUCCCUUCUUGUAAAUACAGUUAGAAAAUUAUGAAAAUAUAUUUACAUUGUACUCUUAUUUUUAUUACCAUAAUGGAUUUUUUUUGUCUUUUGUACAAGGAUGCUAUUGGUGGAUCUAUUUUCUAAUACAGUCCAUAGGGGCAGUUGUUACAUGAGGGUGUUGCUGAGAAUUACAUGGCCAGUUUUUUUUUUCACUCCAUCACAGCCUUGAUUCUCCUUAAUUUACAAUAACCAGCAAUGGAAAAAUAUAUAUUUGUUUAUAUUUUUUAACUGUUAACACAUUUCAUGAACUAGCGUUACGCUCCAGCAGAUUUCCAGAUUUCCGAACGUGUUUGUGUCUGUGUAUGACUGUAUGUGUGCGUAAACUUUCCUCGCCUCAUCCACCAUUGUUCGUUUAACCUCAAAGAUGGUCACAACUGUAAAUAUUUCUUGUUGUACAUCAUGCUAGUUAAAAUCCAGAGUAAUCUGCUUCAGUCAACUUCAUGCACUUCCACUGUGCCUGACUUUCAUGUGAUCUUCUACUGUAAAUGCUUUGACAGAAGUUACAUUUGCUGCCAUAUAACUUCUGAUGAAGGGUUGCAGAAGACGUAUGUCAUCGUAAAAAGGAUUACAUUAAAUAAAAUGUUAUUGAUAAACAAGCAGGCUGAGCUUUCAGAGUGUGAACCAACUCCAUAAACCGGUCUAUAAAUAAAAAGAUUUUCAUGCUCGG
Messenger RNA from Melanotaenia boesemani (Boeseman's rainbowfish), 4375 nucleotides. RefSeq names its product fibroblast growth factor receptor 1a (gene fgfr1a). Gene Ontology annotation, biological process: multicellular organism development; fibroblast growth factor receptor signaling pathway; positive regulation of cell differentiation. Gene Ontology annotation, molecular function: ATP binding; fibroblast growth factor binding; fibroblast growth factor receptor activity. The coding region runs from base 693 to 3200 and encodes 835 amino acids. The transcript is spliced from 18 exons. The record is from RefSeq and is a predicted model, not a curated record. NCBI's taxonomy places the organism in Eukaryota, Metazoa, Chordata, Actinopteri, Atheriniformes, Melanotaeniidae. Gene Ontology annotation, cellular component: signaling receptor complex; membrane.